CGACUGCUCAUUCGAUCCAGCGUUUACAAUCGGCGACCAACUCUUCCUAGGGAAAUACUCAAAUCUCUGAGCAUGUCUGAGUAUAUGAAUAAGUUAGUGAGCAAGUCAAUUGCUUGUACGAGUAGUUCACGUAUUCUACAAAUCCACCAAAAUAUCCAUACAUAUAUACUUAAACACUGCUGCUCUAUAACUAAUUCGCACACAUCGCUCCUCGGAUCGACAUCUUUAAUACUCAAUAACCCAAUAUUCAUUUUCUUCGGCUGCCUAAAUCUUAAUCGCAAAUGUCUAAGCCCGCACCUCAAAUCGACCCACAUCCCUCUUCCUGCAUUGUCCUGGUUUUCGAGCAUGACUGCGACCAUGUAG
This is a messenger RNA of Periconia digitata, 363 nucleotides long. NCBI's taxonomy places the organism in Eukaryota, Fungi, Ascomycota, Dothideomycetes, Pleosporales, Periconiaceae. The record is from the annotation of a GenBank genome assembly.